This is a messenger RNA of Akanthomyces muscarius, 2628 nucleotides long. RefSeq lists its product as uncharacterized. Gene Ontology annotation, cellular component: cytoplasm. Bases 1 to 2628 code for a protein of 875 amino acids. Gene Ontology annotation, biological process: amino acid activation for nonribosomal peptide biosynthetic process; secondary metabolite biosynthetic process. The record is from RefSeq and is a predicted model, not a curated record. The transcript is spliced from 3 exons. Gene Ontology annotation, molecular function: phosphopantetheine binding; catalytic activity. Lineage: Eukaryota; Fungi; Ascomycota; Sordariomycetes; Hypocreales; Cordycipitaceae.
AUGAUUCAGAAGACUCGGGCCAAACUAAUGCUCGCUUCGCAAAAAUACGCACAACUCUGGGGAGACAUCAUCCCAGUGGUUUUGGUGGUCGAUUCUUCCAUAGGCGGCGGCGGCCUCCAAGGAACAACAAACGACGUCGCACGAGCAACGCCUAAAAACGCCGCAUAUGUUAUAUUCACGUCGGGAAGUACCGGCCAACCGAAGGGCUGCGUAAUCGAGCAUGAACAGCUAUGCACAAGCGCGACCCAUGGUGGAAGAGCCAUGGGAAUGGACCAACGGCCAAGAAUGUUGCAAAUCGUUAGCUACGCCUUCGACGCAUGUAUUAUCGAGAUCAUUUACACGUUGAUCUUUGGCGGGAUGCAAGUGACCAGUGCUUUCUUUACACCAUCGCUCUUCCGGAACAUUGAGCUGCAAGACAUUGGAGAACUUCACACUGUGAUACUUGGCGGCGAAAGCGUUCCCGAAGAUUUGAUCAACAAGUGGAAAACCAAACUCAGACUCAUUUCUGCGUAUGGCCCUACCGAGUGCGCUGUGGCCGUCACCGUUCUGGAUUACAGCUCAUCAGAGCAUGGGCCCGGCGACCUGGGCAAGCCUUUCGUUGGAGCAUGGGUUGUCGACCAGAAUGACCCUAACAAGCGGUUGGCCGUUGACGCUGUCGGUGAACUUCUGGUUGAGGGUCCGACUGUGGGCCGUGGCUACUUGGACGAAGCCGCAAAGACCGAGAAAGCUUUUAUACCUCCUCCGCACUGGAUGCAAGCGACAGGCCGGCAGGGUCGCCUAUAUAGAACAGGCGAUUUGGUCAAAUUCAAGAAGGACGGAACCCUGUUCUUUCUUGGUAGAAAAGAUAACCAAGUGAAAAUCCGAGGCCAGCGUUUGGAAAUGGGUGAGGUGGAGCAUCAGCUUCAGAAGGUCUUUCCGAGCUCUACGGAAGUCAUAGUCGAGGCUGUGGCGCCGACAGCCAGCUCCGGCUCCCCCAUAUUGAUGGCAUUUCUGCGAAUGGCCGAUAACAUGGGUCAUCUCAAGUGGGAGCAGGAUAGCCCUUGCGUCAUGACUUCUUCGAGCGAGCAGGGGCUUUUUCGCUCCCUUGUUACGCAAGCAACUGCAAGCCUGUCGCUUGUCCUUCCAACGUACGCAAUACCGACAUUUUUUAUCCCAGUUCAGAGCUUUCCUUUCUCCUUUUCUGGUAAACUAGACCGGAAGAGGCUUCGCAAUAUGGCUGCCGAGUUAUCCGUGGCCGAGCUCGAUAGUUUCACUGGCGAAACAGCAAAUCGACAGUUGACGGCGCUGGAGCAACGAUUGAACCAGGUCGAGGAUGUUUACCCCGCGAGCACACACCAGGACUACUUUGCAGCACCGCCAAACAGUUAUUUUCUGCAGUGCGUCUUUCGUCUACCUCCACAUAUGGAUGCUGAGAAACUCAUAACCUCUUGGGAAACUGUUGCUACCGAGAACGCUAUUUUGCGAACACGCCUUGUGCAGAUUGCUGGCGGCAGAAACUUCCAAGUCGUAAUGAAAGGCAAGCUCGAAUGGAAGCGCGAAACAUCGCUAGAGAGGUUUCUCGACAAGGACAGGGCUUCUCGCAUCGGUUACGGAGACCUCAUUACUCGCUUCGCUAUCGUGGAUGACGAGAGCAGCGGUAAGCGAUUCUUUGUUUGGUCGGGAUCGCACGCCUGCUAUGAUGGCACAGCUGUCCCCAUGCUAUACGGAGACUUGGAGCAUGCCUUUCGAAACGAAAUGUCGCCCUACCAAGGACUUAAGUUCAAUCAAUUUAUCAAGCACACUGUUCUCGCUGACCAAACUCUCGCCGAGUCAUUCUGGCGAACCUAUUUGGCGGGUUCCAAAUCAUCCAGGCCGACACAGCUAUUUUGUGUGGUCCCUGAAUCGCACAAUAUCGUGGCAGACGUCAAUCUUGCGCGAAAGUUUAGCCUGCGCAAAACGCAAACGUCUGAAAUCACAAUCUCCACCAUGACAGAGGUUGCAAUGGCUCUUGUAUUUAGUCGGCAUUUGCAGUCUGAAGAGGUGGUCUUUUCUCAAUACCGUACUGGUCGCAACGUGCCACUUCCCGGUGUCGAGGAAAUGAUUGCGCCAGCAAUGACAAAGAUUCCUCAUCGCUUUCAUGUAGCGGCCGACCGGAACAUACGAGACCUGCUUUACUCUUCCCAACACGACCUCAAUGCGAUGGCUGCUUUUGAACACCUUGGCUGGGACAAGAUCAAAAGUCUCAGCGACGACACGAUGGCGGCCUGCGACGCUGCCAUCUAUGUUACCGUCUCCGCCGGAUCAGACUACAUCACAAACACCUGGGGAGAGGGUAUUGGCAUGGAACUGCUCUGGACUGGCAUCAAGAUGCAUUCGCCGUUUCGAUUCAGUGUCAAAUCAUCCGAAGAUGGAAUCCGAGUCAAUACUACCUUUGACGGCAGUCUUCUUUCUGCGGGGUUGAUGGACGGCAUUCUUCGUCAAUUUGAGCAGGCAAUACUUCAAAUUGUGGAAGGCGAUAGUGAGCAGACCGUGGAAGAUGUGCAUCUGGAUGCAGACUGGGGUGAGCCAUCCGUACUAACUCCGGCUGUUGAAGCUCAAUCGACUGAAGAUUUACGGCUUGCAGUGCAAAAGCUGGGAUCCCCUGAUUAG